AUGUCGAAUACAUCUUCAUCAACCACGACAUCAAAGCUAGACCCACAUCAACUAAGGCCCUAUUAUGAUCAUGAUACUUUUGAUGCAGGUUACUCAGUAAUUUUUAAAAAGGGAGUAGGAUUAUUUGAUCCCAAAACAAAUAAACCAAUAACUUCAAAUUUAUCUAGUAAUGUGAUCGACAAACAAAUAAAUAAUAAUUUACAUAAUCAACCUGGACUAAUACGAAGAACUUUUGAUAGACAAGGUGGGUUGGGUUUACAGUCUAGUGGUAGUGGUGAUAAAAACUUUUUAUAUGACUUAGAAUUUAAUGAAUAUUUUGAUACUAAUAAUAUCCUUGAAUUAUUGAAAAAUUUAGUUUGGAAUUUUGUUAAAAGUUAUGCAAAAGUAUUAAUUGCUCAACCAUUGGAAAUAACAAGAUUAGUUUUACAAGUUGGUAAAUUCCCCAAUUUAACUGAUAAAAAACCCACAAAAGAUGAUAAACUGAAGAAAAGAUUAUUGGAUUCCACUCACUCAUUAUCGUCAUCAACAUCAUCUGUUAAGCAAGAGAAUGAUCAUUUAAGUUCAAGUAAAGUUGGAUUUGCACAAGAUGAUGAUGAACCAAUUGAUUAUUUCCAGCCACAAAAUGAUCAACAAGUUUGGGCUAACCCACAAUCAACCUUCGAACCAAUGACACCUGCAAAAGAAUUACAACAUUCAUCAACCGUAACAAGUAAUGAAAAAUUUGUACCACCACCUUUAAAAAGAUUAAGUACAAGAAAAAGAAUUAAAGUUUUCAAAAUACAACCAGUAUCAUUACAUACUAUUGAUAUAAUGUCAGCUAUAGCCAACAAGGAUUCAUUUUUUGCAUUAUUCAGAGGUGUUAAUGCUUCAUUUAUAUAUCAAACCUUAUCAAAUACAAUUGAAGCAUGGAUCACUGGAUUUUUAUCACCAUUUUUAGGUAUUCCGGAUCCUUUCUUUUUGGAUUUAACUCACUCAAAUGAUCCAUUGAAAUCAUUAUGGUUAUCUGUUUCAGCUUGUGUCCUCACAGGAAUAAUAUUAAUGCCAUUAGAUUUAAUCAGAAUCAAAUUUAUGAUUACUCAACCAAAUAAUACAUUACCAUUACAUCAGGACAAAAAUGAAGAUUUAAUAGAAAAGGCAGCUGAGGACAUACUACAAAACACAAGAUCAAUAAGAGAAUCCAUAAGAUUUUUCCCAACGUACUACCUCAAACAUCCACCAAGUCCAAUAGUUCUAUUAACAACCUUAUAUCAAUUAUCAACAAGUAUAUUUAGAAAAAUGGCACCAUAUUUAUUAUUUAUAAAAUUUAAUAUUGAUUCAUAUUCAUCACCGUCAAUUUACACUUUUGUGAAUCUUAUAAGUUCAAUUUGUGAAUUUUUCAUAAAAUUACCAGUUGAAAAUUUAUUGCGUAAAGAACAAGUUAAAUUUUUAUUAACUCCAAAAGCGCAAGAUCCAAAAAAGAUUAUAACAAUUGUAAAACCAGAAGAAAAUUUAAUUGUUGAAUUUAAUGGUAAUAUAGGUGAAGAUUUACAAGAUAAAGAUGAAUCCGUUUGGGUUAAGAUUAAACAAUUAGGAUUAUUUAAUGGUUGGAGAGUUGGUCUUUUAAAUGUGGUUGGAUUCUGGGGUUAUAAUAUAUUAAAAAAUAGUGGUAAUGAAUUAAGAGAAGAAAGAUUAUAA
Messenger RNA from Lodderomyces jiufengensis, 1674 nucleotides. RefSeq lists its product as uncharacterized. Lineage: Eukaryota; Fungi; Ascomycota; Pichiomycetes; Serinales; Debaryomycetaceae. The transcript has a single exon. The record is from RefSeq and is a predicted model, not a curated record. The coding region runs from base 1 to 1674 and encodes 557 amino acids.